This is a messenger RNA of Callithrix jacchus (white-tufted-ear marmoset), 1880 nucleotides long. It is a transcript of the gene HM13, whose product is annotated as histocompatibility minor 13. Gene Ontology annotation, molecular function: aspartic endopeptidase activity, intramembrane cleaving. Gene Ontology annotation, biological process: membrane protein proteolysis. The record is from RefSeq and is a predicted model, not a curated record. Gene Ontology annotation, cellular component: lumenal side of endoplasmic reticulum membrane; cytoplasmic side of endoplasmic reticulum membrane; membrane. Lineage: Eukaryota; Metazoa; Chordata; Mammalia; Primates; Cebidae.
CGCGCGUGCGCGGCGCGGGCUUGGGAGGGAGCACGUCACUUCCUGUUGCCUUAGGGGAACGUGGCUUUCCCCGCAGAGCCGGUGUCUCUGUCUGCGUCCCUGUUGCAGCAACCGGAGCUAGAAUCGGAUCCCGAACGCACCCUCGCCAUGGACUCGGCCAUCAGCGAUCCGCAUAACGGCAGCGCCGAGGCAGGCGGCCCCACCAACGGCACGACGCGGCCGCCUUCCACGCCCGAGGGCAUCGCGCUGGCCUAUGGCAGCCUCCUGCUCAUGGCGCUGCUGCCCAUCUUCUUCGGCGCCCUGCGCUCGGUACGCUGCGCCCGCGGCAAGAAUGCUUCGGACAUGCCUGAAACGAUCACCAGCCGGGACGCCGCCCGCUUCCCCAUCAUUGCCAGCUGCACACUCCUGGGGCUCUACCUCUUUUUCAAAGUUUAUUUUCCCAAUAAAAGUUACACAGGCUCAGUGUUGAAAACCUGGAAAACACAGAAAAGUAAAAAGGGGAAAACAGCAGCCAUCCAAAACCCCACUACCAGAGACAGCCACAGUUUCCCUUCGGAGAUAUUCUCCCAGGAAUACAUCAACCUCUUGCUGUCCAUGUAUUUCUUCGUGCUGGGAAUCCUGGCCCUGUCCCACACCAUCAGCCCCUUCAUGAAUAAGUUUUUUCCAGCCAGCUUUCCAAAUCGACAGUACCAGCUACUCUUCACACAGGGUUCUGGGGAAAACAAGGAAGAAAUCGUCAAUUAUGAAUUUGACACCAAGGACCUGGUGUGCCUGGGCCUGAGCAGCAUCGUUGGUGUCUGGUACCUGCUGAGGAAGCACUGGAUUGCCAACAACCUUUUUGGCCUGGCCUUCUCCCUUAAUGGAGUAGAGCUCCUGCACCUCAACAAUGUCAGCACUGGCUGCAUCCUGCUGGGCGGACUCUUCAUCUAUGAUGUCUUCUGGGUAUUUGGCACCAAUGUGAUGGUGACAGUGGCCAAGUCCUUUGAGGCACCAAUAAAAUUGGUGUUUCCUCAGGAUCUGCUGGAGAAAGGCCUCGAAGCGGACAACUUUGCCAUGCUGGGCCUUGGAGAUAUUGUGAUUCCAGGGAUCUUCAUUGCCUUGCUGCUGCGUUUUGACAUCAGCUUGAAGAAGAAUACCCACACCUACUUCUACACCAGCUUUGCGGCCUACAUCUUUGGCCUGGGCCUUACCAUCUUCAUCAUGCACAUCUUCAAGCAUGCCCAGCCCGCCCUCCUGUACCUGGUCCCCGCCUGCAUCGGUUUUCCUGUCCUGGUGGCACUGGCCAAGGGAGAAGUGACAGAGAUGUUCAGCUACGAGUCCUCGGCGGAAAUCCUGCCUCAUACCCCGAGGCUCACCCACUUCCCCACAGUCUCGGGCUCCCCAGCCAGCCUGGCCGACUCCAUGCAGCAGAAGCUAGCUGGCCCUCGCCGCCGGCGCCCGCAGAAUCCCAGCGCCAUUUAUGAGGAGUCAAAUCCAAAGGAUCCAGCAGCAGUGACAGAAUCCAAAGAGGGAACAGAGGCAUCAGCGUCGAAGGGGCUGGAGAAGAAAGAGAAAUGAUGCGACUGGUGCCCGAGCCUCUCAGGGCCAGACCAGACAGAUGGGGGCCAGGCCCAUACAGGCGUGCACGGGCAGAGGGCACAGGAAGCCGAGGGCAGCUCCAAAACAGGCCAGGGGACAGCAGAAUACCUCCAGCCAGGCCUCUGUGGCCUCUGUUUCCCUCUCCCUCUCCUGGCCCUCCUCUGCUUCUCCCCACACCCUGCAGGCAAAAGAAACCCCCCAGCUUCCCCCAUCCCUGGGAGCCCGGUGGGAAAAGUGGGUGUGAUUUUUAGAUUUUGUAUUGUGGACUGAUUUUGCGUCACAUUAAAAACUCAUCCCAUGGC